Molecule: messenger RNA, 3657 nt
Organism: Psilocybe cubensis
Lineage: Eukaryota; Fungi; Basidiomycota; Agaricomycetes; Agaricales; Agrocybaceae
Exons: 3
Coding region: 1-3657 (1218 amino acids)
Source: RefSeq, a predicted model, not a curated record
AUGCCAUAUUCCUCCGCCACAUCCAAUUCAUACACCGCCACGCACUCCAAACGCACGCGCGCCGCACGCUCCAGCUCCAGCUACGCCCCCCUCCUCCCACCUACCCCUACCCCUACCCCCACCCCCGCAGCCAUCGCGCCAGCACUCACUCCCGCUCCCGCACCGGCACUCGCACUCGCACCAGCAACGCUCACCCUGCCGCUCCCCAUCCUCGCCCGCAAAUCCGCGGCGCCGUGCACGCUCUCGCUCGCGCACGUCCAUGCGGGCAUGACCAUGAACACGAGUACAAGUACGAGUACGAGCACGAGUAAAGGCACGAUGAGCGUUGUGAACGUCACCCCGCACAAAGGUCGCGCGCGCGCGGAGAUCAGUAUGCAGCUUGAUUUGAAAGUCGAUGUGGAUGUUGACGUCGAUACGGAUUUUGAUCUUGAUCUUGUGAGGUGGGCGAGUGGGACGGUGCCUGUUCCGGUGCAGGUCCAGCUCGUUGGGAGCGCGGGUGCCGAUGCCGAGCGUGAGGGUGCGGGUGCUGGUGAGCAAGGGCAGAUGCAAAGUCAGACCCAGCCAAAACACGCCUUCCUCGCACACCCGCCCCCACCCCACGUCCCGGGUCAAUCGAGGAGAGCGGUGAUGAGAGCGCGCAAGCGCGGUGUGAGGACGCUUAAGAGCGCUGAUAUCAAUUGUAUCCCGUUUCCUACCUCCGUCGCACCUUUGCCCUCGUCCUCGUCCUCGUCCUCGUCUUCAUCGUCAUAUUCGUCUAGUUCGACAUAUUCAACUUCAAAUUCGAGCACGACGUCAAUCGACUCGGGUCCUUCCUACACUUCACCUUCACUUUCGUCAUCUUCACCACACGCACUCCUCCGCCAAUCCUCCCGCGCAUCUGCACCCGCACGCGCGCGUCACACCAAACCCACCAAACCCACCACCAAACUCACCACCACCGCCGCCGCCGCACCAGCACAUGUACCACCAACUCUCCCAACGCCCCGCGCCUCGCUCCGCGCGUCGCCGUCGGUGCAGCCUUCGUUGCCUUCUGUGCAUGUCCAGGUGCAGCGUCAGCUUGCGCGCGGCGCACAUACAUCCGUCCCUGUUCCGGUGCAGUGUGUGCAGGUGUAUACGCAGUUCCAGCAGUUCCAGGAGGGGUAUACGCAGUUCCGGGAGGGGUAUGAGCAGCAGCAGGGGUAUGGGUACCCGGAGAGACCGUCCUCGCCUGCGCCCGAUGCGGUGUCGCAGCGCCAUAUCCCACACCCUCAGCACUCUCCACAACAACACGCUCAACACGCCCACCUCCCACCCACAGCGCCUCUUUCAUCCGCAGCCCAGAACCCCGCCAAAGACGCGCCAACGACAACGACAAAGCAAGACAACAAAGAAACACACACAUCAGACAAAGACAAAGACAGAAUCUCGCUCGCGGCGCUCGCUGCUCUGCUCAACGACAAAAAGGCGCAGUUCCAGGUGCAGAGGUUUAAAAAAGAGGAGGGGGAGGUGGAUGAUCCGCCGCCGCCUUAUAGGCGCUCGCCGUCGCCUUCUCAGGGGGCGCAGGUGCAAGAGCACGAGCACGAGCAGGCGCAAGGUCGAGAGCGAGAGCAGGCGCAAGGUCGAGAGCGAGAGCGAGAGCAGGAAAUAAAGCAGGUGAAGCAAGGGACACAGCCCAUCCCCAUCCCCAUCCCCCCGCGCCCGCGCCCGCUGCCGCUGCCGCUGCCGCAGGUUGUAGCGCCUAUCCCGAUUAAACCGCGCGCUUGUUCUGGCGCUGGCGCUGGUUCUGGUGUGGGAGGGGUGUCGCGGAUUCCUGGUCCGGUGCUUUCGCCUUCGCCUUCUUCGUCGUCUGUGCCUUCGUCUGUGGCUUCGUCGUCGCAGGCGUACUCCCAGCAUCACCAACCACAGCAGCACCAGCCCCAGCAGUACCACAGACCCUCGCAAACCCAAACCCACUACCAGCACCAACGAACCCGCAUCCGGAUCUCAUCGUCCGAUCUGCGCGUGCUCGUGCAUCUGUAUAGGACUAUUAUGGAUGGGGUUGAGAGGCGGUAUCGCUAUCGGGAUGAGAUGGGGCGGGGGGCUGAGAGGGCUUCGAGUCCUGGAUCGGGUUUGGGUUCUGGUGCGAGUCUGGGUUCUGGUGCGAGUCUGGGUUCUGGUGCGAGUUCGACGCUGGGACCGACGCUGGGACCGACGCUGGGACCGAUGGCGGGUUCGAGUCGUUCGACGAAGGUACCGGCACAGACACAGACACCAGCACCUGGGAGGAUGGUCCGUGUGCGCUCGGUGGUGGAUGAUAAUGAUAAAGACGACGACGCGCUUGCGGGUGCGGGUGUGGGCACCAAGCACGUCGCGCACGCGCAUGCGCAGAGGAACGCGGUGAUAGGAUCCGGGUCGGCGCUCGCUGAUGAUCUCAAGGCUUCGGGGUCGGGGUCGAGUCGGGUUGGAAGGUUUGGGAGGUUCCCGCUUGUGGAAGAUGAGGAUGUCUCGUCGUCGUCGUCGUCGUCGGCGUCGGCGUACUCCAAGUCGUCGGUAAAUGCAGACAAGCACGCAGAUAAAGACGCGGAGGACGACGAGGAUCACGUUCUCCCGACUUUCCCUUCCUCCCCAUCCCCAUCCACAUCGAAAUCCACAAUCUCAAACACGAUCCCAACGCUCUCGUUCUCAGAAGCACAAGCACAAGCAGAAAUCCGGCGCCAGCGCGCCGAGCUCGAAGUCCAAGAUGCGCUCCUCGCCAUCCGGCUCAGGGGGUUUUUGAGGAUGCAGGGUGUUUCUGAGGCGGAGCUUGAUUUGCGCGGGCCGCCGCCGCCGCCGCCGCCUGCGCGUGCGGGUUCGACUUCGGGGCAGGUGAAUGAGGUGGGUGGUGUGGAGGCAGGGAGGAAGGGGGAGGAAGCUGGGAGAGAAGGUGGGAGGACUAGAGAGGAGGAAGAGGAGGAGGAGGAGGAGGAUAGAAGGAUGAUGGAGGAGGUUGAAGAGGAGAUGAUCAAGAUUCGGGAUGAGGCGCGUGCGGCGGCGGGGCGGGGGAAGAUGUCUUCCCAGUCUUCCCAGUCUUCCCUGCCUCAAAGCCAGAGCCAGCGUCAGCCAUCGCAAUCCCAACAACUCCAAAGUCCUAGCCAGACCCAACAAGCACAACAAGCACAAGCACAACCACAACAAGCACGACCAAUCCGAUCCUCGCCCUCCCCACCUCCCCAACCGCGCCGCACGAUCCUCCCGACAUCGUACAUGAUCGCGUUUUUACUGAUGAAACACCACAUGGCACCCUCUUCCUCCUCUUCGUCUUUAUCGGGAACGGGGAGGCGCGGUUCGUUCGGUGCUCAGGGAAGCUACUACACCACAAGUGGGAGUGGGAGUGGGAAUGGGAAGAGGGCGAGUGGGCGCGGGAUGAGAAGUGCGUUGCGGUCGUGUGCUUGGGUUGCUGAUCCUGAUCCCUGUUCUCGUUCUGUUCAAUGUGAUGGUGUUGGAGGAGGAGGAGAAGAGGGGGGUGAAUGGGAAGGACAAGAGGGUGGGGGUGGGGGUGUAGGAGGUGUAAGAGAGGUUGAGGAGGAGUAUGAUACUGCGUCUGUUGUGGAUUGGCAUCCCGACGACGUUAUCCCUCUCGACCGCUACCGCCUGCUCCGUGCCGCUCUCCGCUCUCCUUUCUCCGUUAUCCACUUCUUCAUCCACUUUUGCAUGACCUGA